GCUUUCUAAUCAAGAUGGCGGCGGUGUGUGUGUAUCCCAUGUGUGUCCGGAUGAGCCGGGGCCUCCUGAGGCUGAGGGGUGAAGCCUCGGCUUUUACAGCGGCGGCUUUAGCGAGGAGACUCUCUGCUGAACCGGGAAGAGGUAACGAGAGCGGCGCCACAGAGGGACUGGCUCAGGCUGUUCUCCACAAGAGGCUGCAGCAGCAGCAGGAGCAGCAGCAGGGGGCUCAGGGUCGGCCUUCUCCUGUCGGGGAGGGAAACUCUGAUCAGAAAGAUGAUCAAAGUGAGGACAAGAAGCAGAAAGAGAACACGGCGUAUGCAAAGAAAGUGGUGCUCCGCUUGGCCGGGCUGAUGGGACUUGGCGGCGCAGUCGGCGUGGUCUAUAUCUUCGGUAGCAACGCGGUAGAUGAACACGGAAAUAAGAUAGCAGAUGAGUUUGAUAAUGAUGGACCCAUUAUCCAGCAGCUCAGAAGAACAUUCAAAUAUUUCAAAGAUUACAGACAGAUGAUCAUCGAGCCUACAAGUCCGAAGCUUCUCCCCGACCCGCUGAAGGAGCCGUAUUACCAGCCUCCAUACACGCUGGUGCUGGAGCUCACUGACGUCCUCCUUCAUCCUGAAUGGUCGUUGGCCACAGGCUGGCGUUUUAAGAAGCGGCCAGGUAUCGACUAUCUGUUCCAACAGCUAGCGCCGCUUUAUGAGAUCAUCAUCUUCACGUCAGAAACUGGCAUGACGGCGUUCCCGCUGAUUGACAGCAUAGACCCACAGGGCUUCGUUAUGUACCGUCUCUUCCGGGAUGCCACACGCUACAUGGAGGGCCAUCACAUCAAGGAUGUGUCUUGUCUGAACAGAGACACCUCGAAAGUAAUUAUAGUGGACUGCAAGCGAGAGGCCUUCAGCUUGCAGCCCUUCAAUGGCAUGGCGCUGCGCAAGUGGGAUGGCAACUCGGAGGACCGCACACUCUAUGACUUAGCUGCCUUUCUUAAAACAAUUGCGAUGAGCGGUGUGGAGGAUGUGCGUACUGUCCUGGAAAACUACGCCCAUGAGGAAGACCCCAUUGAGGCCUUUAAAAGGAGACAAGCACAGCUCGCACUGGAGGAGGAGCAGAGGCUGGCGGAUAUUUCUCAGCACAAGAAGCAGGGAUUAUCUUUAGGUUCCAUUGCAGGCCGGUUCUGGUCCCGCAAGCAGCAAUGAAAGUUGUCCUCGCUGAAGGCUGGCAGUUCCGGGCCACUCUGGGCAGUGACGGGUCAGUGGGGCAAAGCCACGGUCACUGAGCAGGUAGUACCCUUGGCUGCAUGGGAGGGAGAAUAAUUGGGGGGGGGACCCAAAACAUCCAGUUCCUUCCACUGAACACUUCCUGCCAUGGUGUGAGAGAGGAGUCAGGAACUCCAAAAGACUUUGAGUACCUGUGUGCUGGUGAAGGCGUUCUCUGGACUGAACCCAGCCUACAGCACGCCUUUCUCUGAUCCCAGUCGUUGUGUUUGUGUCUACAAAUUCGUUCCAAAGGUCUGUAUACCUGGACCAAUUUUUCUCUACUCCUCCUUAGCUCAUUUUGUCCUUUCUACUCAUGCAGAGGAAAAAAAAAAAGCCAUCAUCAGCCACAUCUUGUACUGGACACAAUCAGUGCUCACUAGAUGAUGCAAUUUAGACCCUGUUUAGUGCGAUAUCUAUCUGGAGCACUAAUGGAGUGUGGCCACAUACGUGUGUACUGGAGUUGUGUACUCUUGCUGCUGUAAGGACCGCAUCUGUGUAACAGUAUGUCAGAUUGUAGUUCAUAUUAAGUGACGUCACAUUUCAUGAUGCCAUUGACAGGUUGCCAUUUCUGUUUGUAACUGCAGUGGUACACUACAUCGAAUGUGCUUGUGUAACACAUUUAAUGUGAACUGCUUACAUGACCUUCAAUAAACAAAAUCUUUGACUUUCUAUAA
Molecule: messenger RNA, 1924 nt
Organism: Neoarius graeffei (lesser salmon catfish)
Lineage: Eukaryota; Metazoa; Chordata; Actinopteri; Siluriformes; Ariidae
Gene: timm50
Product: translocase of inner mitochondrial membrane 50 homolog (S. cerevisiae)
Exons: 11
Coding region: 15-1190 (391 amino acids)
Molecular function (GO): phosphoprotein phosphatase activity
Source: RefSeq, a predicted model, not a curated record